AUGGCUUCCUACCUUGUUACCGGUACUUCGCGCGGCAUUGGUCUUGCUCUGGUCAAAGACCUAGUUGCUAAGCCUGCCUCGGAAGUGUCUAUAGUCUUCGCUGCUGCACGUACGAAGACGGAUGCAUUGAAAGAAUUGAUUGAGAAUUCCGCCGGCCGCAUCGAGUUUGUCUCUAUUGAUGUGACAUCCGUUGAGAAAGUAAAGAAGGCAGCCGACCAAGUUGAGAAAGCUCUCGGAGGGAAAGGGCUGGACGUUCUUAUCAACAAUGCCGGCGUAUUGAACUUCACUCCCGGUGGCAUUGAGACUAUGACCGACCUUGAGUGGACGUUCAAUACUAAUGUGGCCGGCACCCACCUUGUUACAAGGACAUUCCUCCCACUUUUAAGGAAAGGUGCUUUGAAGCAGGUCUUCAACAUGUCCACGACCAUGGGUUCCAUUGGGAUGGCAGCAAACUUCAAGCCUGCUCCUGCACCGGCCUAUAAAAUCUCCAAGGCUGCCCUUAACAUGCUCACAGUGCAAUACGCCCAGUCCCUCGAGGAAGAAGGGUUCACUUUUGUUGCCAUCUCCCCUGGUUGGGUGAAGACCGACCUAGGUGGCGAACAUGCUUUUUUGACCGUUAGCCAAAGCUCCGCUGCAGUGUUGAAGAUCUUGUUUACCGCCACCAAGGCAGACAAUGGAAGGUUUCUCAAUGUCUUGGUCCCUGGCUGGGAGGUUACUGAUGGCCCUGAGAAUUACGACGGAGCUCAGCCUCCCUGGUAA
This is a messenger RNA of Nannizzia gypsea CBS 118893, 759 nucleotides long. Its product is annotated as short-chain dehydrogenase/reductase SDR. Lineage: Eukaryota; Fungi; Ascomycota; Eurotiomycetes; Onygenales; Arthrodermataceae. The transcript is spliced from 4 exons. The record is from RefSeq and is a predicted model, not a curated record. Bases 1 to 759 code for a protein of 252 amino acids.